GCAGAGAGGAGUAACCGCAGACACAGAGGGGUGGGUGGGCUGGCCUGGCCCAUGGCUGAAGCCUCCGUCCCAGUGCUGAGGGGAGAGGAAGCCACGCCUUGCCCCAGCGUUCUGGAACUGGAGGAGCUCCUGAGGGCAGGGAAGGUUUCUUGCAGCCACGUGGAUGAAGUUUGGCCCAACCUUUACAUAGGAGAUGCCCAAGGUCCUGGUGCACUGUGUGGUUGGGGUGAGCCGCUCGGCCACGCUGGUCCUGGCCUACCUCAUGCUGCGCCAGCAGCUGUCCCUGCGCCAGGCAGUGAUCACCGUGAGGCAACACCGAUGGGUCUUCCCCAACCGAGGCUUCCUCCACCAGCUCUGCCAGCUGGACCAGCAGCUGCGGGGCACAGGCCGGAACUGAGGGGCCAGAGCUGGUCCCUUCUCCCUGCCACAGGGCUGGGCCACUUUGUUUCCCUGGCACUGGCCCUGUUGGUGCUGCUGGAGGCUCUGGCCCAGGCGGAGACCAGGAAGAUGGUAAGAGCCCAGUGUGCGGUCUGCCCUAGAGCAUGCUACCCCAUCUGCUUCCUCCUGCUGCCUGCGCUCCACGUUGGCUACUGUCUUCAGUCCCCUCAGCAACAGCAUCAAGUGUGCGGAGACAGGGAGCUGGAAGCAGACAGCACAAAGUGCCCGUCAGAGAAGAACACAGCCUGGGCCAGAUACCCCCACAGUAUGGACUCGCUGCAGAAGCAAGAUCUCCGGAGGCCUAAGAUCCACGGGGCGGUCCGGGGGUCCCCCUACCAGCCGCCCACAUUGGCCUACCUCCAGCGCUUGCUGUGGGUCCGUCGGGCCGCCAUGCUGAGCCACAUCAACGAGGUCUGGCCCAACCUCUUCCUAGGAGAUGCGUAUGCAGCCAGGGACAAGAGCAAGCUGGUCCAGCUGGGCAUCACCCAUGUCGUGAAUGUCGCUGCAGGCAAGUUUCAGGUGGACACAGGUGCCAAGUUUUACCGUGGAAUGCCCUUGGAGUACUAUGGCAUUGAGGCUGAUGACAACCCCUUCUUCGACCUCAGUGUCUACUUUCUACCUGUUGCUCAAUACAUCCGAACUGCCCUCAGUGUUCCCCAGGGCCGUGUGCUGGUACACUGUGCUAUGGGGGUGAGCCGCUCUGCUACAGUUGUCCUGGCCUUCCUCAUGAUCUGCGAGAACAUGACCCUGGUGGAGGCCAUCCGGACGGUGCAGGCCCACCGUGAUAUCUGCCCCAACUCGGGCUUCCUCCGGCAGCUCCAGGUUCUGGACAACCGACUGGGGCGGGAGACAGGGCGACUCUGACUUGGUGAGCAGCCGGGAGCCCUGACCCUCUAGCCAGCAUGGCCUAACCCAGCCAGCCUGGCCCUGGGGACAGCAGCCUCUGCUGUUUCCAAAGACCUUGAGGUAUAAAUAGCAAGUGGGGGCUUAGCUGAGGCAGAAGCAGGGAGAACUGAGUGGUGACCUUUAGCAGGUGGAUUUCCCUGACCCAAUCCAGAGAUUCUUUAUACAAAAGAGAGUUCAGUCUGUCUCUAUAAUAAAAGGUUCAUCAUAAUAAAGACAGGAGAUCUUCUGGUGGUUUGUGGGGUGUGUCUUACUCCCAAGAUGGUCAUGAGAGUCCAGAAGACUUGCCUUCCCUGAGUCAGCAUGAGGGCAACCUACAGAAAGGGUUUGAGUCUGUGUCAAGUCUCCGUAGAGACGGAGGGCAAGUGAAGGUUAAUCAGUGGUAUCUGCCUCGGGUGCAAAAGGGAGGAAGAGGGUACAGGUGCUGAGAAUUAGCUGGUCCUUUCUUCAUUUUGUCCUCCACUGUAGCAUCAGCCAAGAGCUAGGUUGUCGGAAUCAAGACCGAUGUUCAGUGCAUCAGCAUCCUCUCCAUGCCCACCCUAGCAAAAAGCAAUCAUCAGAACUUUUGCUGUGCAAGUAGCAUCUCUUGAAUAUUUUCAUCUAUGUUUUACUUUAAAAAGGACUGACUCAAGCAAGAGGCAUCUGGAAAACACAAGUGUUAACUGAGACGAUAGGGUCUGGGGAGGAGACAGCCCAGAAAUCCCAGACGAAGGAUGGUUAUAUGAUGGAGCAAAACGUUUCACUCUGAGUUUCUUAGUAUUCGUGCCCUAAUAAAACAAAGUAAAGGGGUGCCUGGGUGGCUCAGUGGGUUAAAGCCUCUGCCUUCAGC
Molecule: messenger RNA, 2170 nt
Organism: Mustela lutreola (European mink)
Lineage: Eukaryota; Metazoa; Chordata; Mammalia; Carnivora; Mustelidae
Product: dual specificity protein phosphatase 13
Exons: 7
Coding region: 52-1302 (416 amino acids)
Biological process (GO): protein dephosphorylation; negative regulation of MAPK cascade
Cellular component (GO): cytoplasm
Molecular function (GO): MAP kinase phosphatase activity; protein tyrosine/serine/threonine phosphatase activity
Source: RefSeq, a predicted model, not a curated record